CCAACCCCCUGCAGAAGAACGAGAUGGGCCACACGCCGCUGGAUUACGCCCGCGAGGGGGAGGUGAUGAACCUCCUGAAGGCAUCGGAGGCAAAGUUCCAAGAGGAGCAGCGUCGCCGGGAGGUGGAGGAGCGCCGCAGGUUCCCCCUGGAGCAGAGGCUGAAGGAGCACAUCAUCGGCCAGGAGAGUGCCAUAGCCACGGUGGGGGCAGCUAUUCGGAGGAAGGAGAACGGCUGGUACGACGAGGAGCACCCGCUGGUCUUCCUGUUCUUGGGAUCAUCUGGGAUAGGAGCACAGGCCGAGCAGAGCCCUGCUGUCCCACACGGAUUCCUCGUGGCCGGGAGCUGUGGCUGCUCACAAACCCCGUCUCCUCCUGCUCACGCGGGCUCUGAUGGCUUUGCGACAGCAUCGUUGUGUUGAUGCUGAUAAUAUUUCUCCUCGAGCGGCGUGAAGCUGAUUGGCUCAUGAAACGGGCAGAACGGGUUUUAGCUGGGGGGGUGAAGGGGGAGAAGGAAAGGAAUUAGAAAUCAUGAGAUCUCAAGUAACCAAACGGUGGCAUUCAAAGCAACACCAGUGCUUCGCCUCCCUGGGCAAGGGCAGGGGAUAAGAUGUGAACGAAUACUGAGUCAAGAUAUGAAUGGAUAUUGGAAUAAAGUAUGAAUGGAUGUUGAGAUGAGAUGUGAAUGGAUGUUGGAAUAAAGUAUGAAUGGAUAUUGAAAUGAGAUGUGAGUGGAUAUUGAAAUGAGAUGUGAAUGGAUGUUGAAAUGAGAUGUGA
This is a messenger RNA of Centrocercus urophasianus (Greater sage-grouse), 774 nucleotides long. RefSeq names its product caseinolytic mitochondrial matrix peptidase chaperone subunit B (gene CLPB). Gene Ontology annotation, cellular component: cytoplasm; mitochondrion. The record is from RefSeq and is a predicted model, not a curated record. NCBI's taxonomy places the organism in Eukaryota, Metazoa, Chordata, Aves, Galliformes, Phasianidae. Gene Ontology annotation, biological process: cellular response to heat. The transcript has 4 exons. Bases 24 to 419 code for a protein of 131 amino acids. Gene Ontology annotation, molecular function: ATP hydrolysis activity.